This is a messenger RNA of Penicillium macrosclerotiorum, 195 nucleotides long. RefSeq lists its product as uncharacterized. Bases 1 to 195 code for a protein of 64 amino acids. The record is from RefSeq and is a predicted model, not a curated record. The transcript has a single exon. Lineage: Eukaryota; Fungi; Ascomycota; Eurotiomycetes; Eurotiales; Aspergillaceae.
AUGGCUUCUUUUAAAUUGGCUCCACGACAAAGGAUCGACCUGGAAUGUGGGCAGCCAGCUGUCAACCAGAAUCCCGCGAUCGUGGAGAGCGCUGCUAGACGAGUCGAUCCAAUCAAGGGCCGAGAGGAGGCCGAUGAUGGAGUCCAAGUCGAGGUGAUUGCCAAAGUGGGUGUGUUUGACGCAAGCAACCGGUGA